This is a messenger RNA of Colletotrichum godetiae, 796 nucleotides long. RefSeq lists its product as uncharacterized. The transcript has 6 exons. The coding region runs from base 66 to 713 and encodes 215 amino acids. Lineage: Eukaryota; Fungi; Ascomycota; Sordariomycetes; Glomerellales; Glomerellaceae. The record is from RefSeq and is a predicted model, not a curated record.
UAUCAAGAAACACCUCACGAUAUGAGACGAAGGGGUCCACGCAGUAAUGCCAUUUAGAGGCUUUCAUGCCCAAAUGUGUAUCCGUACCUAAGGUAUGGACACUCCGCCUCGAACGAGAGGAUAUCUGCGUACCUCCCCUGCUACCCUGCCACACUGCACCGAACUGCGAAGGACUACUACGUAAGGAGGCAGUGACACCCAGUACCUAUUCAAAAACUAGGUAUCCGUAUCCGUACACACCUGGGAUGGCAGCCAUUGUGCGGAUGAACCGACGAAUGAACGGCCUGCCCCGUGCUUUGGCGAUGCUGACUGCCCCCAUUCCCUCCCGAUACACCGAUAGAUGGAAGAGGCAGGCGUCACAAGAGUGUGUCCCUACCCAAGGUAUGUUGGUGCCUAGGAGCCGAGACAAAGCAGUCCAUCGAGUCUGGGCUCAUGUGGACACGGAGACUAGGCAGGUUAAAGCAGAGAGCUGGCGAUAUCGUCUCGACCCUGUGGCGUUGGCGCCCACCUAUCCAGACCGUUUUUCUCCCCAUCUCAAACUACCCACGUUAGCGAUCCCCCUCGACGCCGCUCCUACAUCACAGCCUUUCCAUUCACAGCAAUUUCAUGAGGUAAGGUGGGCCAUCCAUCCCCUCCACUUCGCUCGACCCUCGCACUAUGGCCAAUCCAACCACUGGCUCCCCUUUCUAACAUGUAAGCCAGAAAAAGCAUAAAUGACCAUCGAGUCUUACUCUCCCGCCACCAACAUCUCUUAAACCAGUUGGCUCCCCCCUCCUAUUGCUCGCCACUGUUUGGU